Antrostomus carolinensis (chuck-will's-widow) is the source of this 371-nucleotide messenger RNA. RefSeq names its product bombesin receptor-activated protein C6orf89 homolog. The transcript is spliced from 2 exons. Gene Ontology annotation, cellular component: Golgi membrane; nucleolus. NCBI's taxonomy places the organism in Eukaryota, Metazoa, Chordata, Aves, Caprimulgiformes, Caprimulgidae. The record is from RefSeq and is a predicted model, not a curated record. The annotation marks the transcript as partial.
UUUUUCAUCAGAGGCCAUGGAGCUUUCGGCCAAUGAACUCAGCAUUUAUGACAAGUUAUCAGAGACAAUUGAUCUAGUGAGGCAGACUGGCCACCAGUGUGGGAUGUCAGAAAAAGCCAUUGAGAAAUUCAUCAAGCAGCUCUUGGAAAGAAACGAACCCCGAAGGGGACCUCCACGGUACCCCAUCUUAGUGGCUCUCUACAAGGCCUUGCUCACGCUGGGGUUGGUCUUGCUGACUGUUUACUUCGUGAUCCAGCCCUACAGCCCGUUGCCACCUGAAGCUCCACUCUCCAGAGCCCAGGCCUGGGGCUCCCUCAUCGGUCACAUCCGGCUGCUCUCUCUGCCUAUUGCCAAGAAGUACAUGCUUGAGA